This is a messenger RNA of Zingiber officinale, 2572 nucleotides long. Its product is annotated as arginine--tRNA ligase, cytoplasmic-like. Gene Ontology annotation, molecular function: ATP binding; arginine-tRNA ligase activity. Gene Ontology annotation, cellular component: cytoplasm. The record is from RefSeq and is a predicted model, not a curated record. NCBI's taxonomy places the organism in Eukaryota, Viridiplantae, Streptophyta, Magnoliopsida, Zingiberales, Zingiberaceae. The transcript has 20 exons. Bases 386 to 2278 code for a protein of 630 amino acids. Gene Ontology annotation, biological process: arginyl-tRNA aminoacylation.
CUAACGUAUUCCACCGCCUCCUUCCUUUUCACUCUCCUUGUCCCGCUCGCCAUUCCGCCGCUCCUUCGGAUUCCGCCGCCACGAUCGCCAUUUCUCCGUCGACUGCCAGCAAAUAUCGCCGCCUUGCCACAUCCCUCGCCGGUCGUCCUCACCGGUCGCCCUCGCCGCUGCUUCCAGACUCCAUUCAUUUCCUCAUAGCGUGACGGCCCGAAGCAUUGCCCAGCAUGUUGUCAUCACACACUGCCAUCACCGCCUCAUUGGUGGAGACCAGGAAUGCCCAUGGGGUCUGUUGCAGUAGACUCGUUGCCUUUGCCUACCGCUACUUUUCGCUUCCGCAACUUCUCUCGGCGCCUCCCCACCGCUACCAUUACGACACUUCCUUUUAAUGAGCUACUUUCGUGUUACUUCUAGAAGUCUUGAUUUGUUGAGAAGAGCUAGGGUGUUUGUCUCUGCAAUGAGCAACGAGAUUGUGCCAAUGUCUUCGCCCUUGGAAGCGCCAACUACGAGCAGGAAUAUAAAGCGAGUUGGAAGCGUUAAACAACAGCUUUCAAGAUUGGUGAAAGAAUCCCUUGAAUCGUUAUUCCCAGAUGAAGUUCAGCCCAUUGUUGCGGCUUGCCAAGCAAAGUUCGGUGAUUAUCAAUGCAACAAUGCAAUGGUAAUUUGGUCACAAUUGAAGGGGAAAGCAACCCAGUUCAAGAAUCCCAAUUCCAUUGGCCAGGCAAUUGCCAAAAAUCUUCCUGAAUCUGAGAUGAUUGAAUCUACCUCUGUUGCUGGACCUGGAUUUGUAAAUAUAGAAUUGUCAAACAAGUGGAUAUCUAAGCAUAUUCAAAACAUGUUGGUAAAUGGCAUUGAGCAAUGGGCACCAAUACUUUCUGUUAGACGAGCAGUGGUAGACUUCUCAUCACCUAAUAUUGCAAAGGAAAUGCAUGUUGGUCACUUAAGAUCCACGAUUAUUGGUGACACUUUAGCUCGUAUGUUGGAGUUUUCAAAUGUGGAAGUCCUCCGAAGGAAUCAUGUUGGUGAUUGGGGUACACAGUUUGGCAUGCUAAUUGAAUAUUUGUUUGAACAAUUUCCAAAUUGGGAGGAUGCUGGGGAUCAAGCUAUUGGUGACCUUCAGGCUUUUUACAAGGCAUCAAAGAAAAAGUUUGAUGACGAUCCAGAUUUCAAGGCAAGGGCACAACAAGCUGUUGUGAAAUUGCAGAGCGGGGAAGGCAAAUAUAGGCAUGCUUGGCAAAAGAUAUGUGAAAUCAGCAGAAAAGAAUUUGAUUUGGUUUAUCAACGUCUUAACGUCCAAUUGGAAGAAAAGGGCGAGAGCUUUUAUAAUCCUUACAUCAGAGGGGUUUUGGAAGAGUUUGAAAGAAACAAUCUUAUUAAGGAAAGUGAAGGUGCACGUGUGGUGGAGAUUGAUGGGUAUGACAUUCCUUUGAUUGUUGUGAAGAAAGACGGUGGAUACAACUAUGCCUCUACUGACCUGACUUGCCUGUGGUACCGGCUAAAGGAAGAGAAAGCUGAGUGGAUUAUUUACGUUACUGAUGUUGGUCAGCAGCAACAUUUCCAUAUGUUUUUCAGUGCUGCUAGAUUAAUUGGUUGGCUUCCAGCUUCUAAAGAUGCAUAUCCAAAGGUUAGUCAUGUGGGAUUAGGUUUGGUUCUUGGAUCAGACGGAAAACGUUUUCGAACUCGUAGCUCAGAAGUUGUCCGUUUGGUUGAGUUACUUGAUGAAGCUAAAGAUCGCAGCAGAGCUGAAUUGAUAAAGCGGCUUGAGGACAAUGGUAAAAUUACUGAUUGGACAGAUGCUGAGCUUGAGAGUACUGCUGAAGCAGUUGGUUAUGGUGCUAUCAAAUAUGCAGACCUGAAGAACAAUCGCUUGACGAACUAUACAUUUAGUUUUGAUCAGAUGCUGAAUGACAAGGGAAAUACUGCUGUCUACCUUUUGUAUGCACAUGCUCGGAUAUGCUCCAUUAUUAAUAAAUCCAGCAAAGACAUAGAAGAAUUAAAGAAGAUUGGAAAAAUUGUGCUGGAUCAUGUUGAUGAGCGAGCCUUGGGGCUUCAUUUGAUUCAAUUUGCAGAGAUAGUCGAGGAGGCAUGUGCCAAUCUGCUUCCCAAUGUUUUGUGCGAGUAUCUAUACAAUUUAUCUGAGAUGUUCACCGGGUUCUACACUAGUUGUCAGGUGAUUGGAUCAGAGCAAGAAGAAAGCAGAUUGUUAUUAUGUGAAGCCACUGCCAUCGUGAUGAGGAAGUGCUUCCAUCUCCUUGGAAUCACGCCAGUUUAUAGAAUUUAACAUGAAUCCAGUCCACUGCAGUGUAACUUUUUCAUAGGGACUUCAAAAAAUCGAACAGGAUUUCUGGUAAGUAUUUAUUGUAAUGCUUUGCAAUUUCUUGGAAGAAUUUAUGGCAAUGGGCUUUUUUUUUUUUCAAAAAAAAAGAAAAACCAAUUAUACAAAAUCAAAAACCGGGUUGGAUGGUUUGGUCCUUCAUGGUCUCUCUGUUACAGGGCUCUUUGUUUUCUUCUUGUAAUAGCAAAACUAUGAAUUGGAUGCGUAAGUUCAAAUAGUUUCUUUUAUUUUAUUUUUUAA